AUGAGUAUUGCUGAUGUCCUGGGAAGUCACGUCAUGCAGACGAAGUUGUUGGAGGCAGCACUCUCGACCUCAUCGAAGAUCGGUGACUUGAGGGCUUCUCUGACAGCUGCGAAUGAUGCGCUGACUACAAGUGCCACGAUGGAGUCCGGAAUGGGCUUCGAUGCAGUCAGCGCGCUGCUGCUGGAUCGGGCAUUGCGCAGUCUCGUUCUCCAUCCGGGCCAUACUACAACCAGCAGUAGACGGUGGCAAGGAAGGAAGGGCAGCCACUUCUUCUGA
This is a messenger RNA of Symbiodinium pilosum, 276 nucleotides long. NCBI's taxonomy places the organism in Eukaryota, Dinophyceae, Suessiales, Symbiodiniaceae. The record is from the annotation of a GenBank genome assembly.